Suillus subalutaceus is the source of this 966-nucleotide messenger RNA. RefSeq lists its product as uncharacterized. The annotation marks the transcript as partial. Lineage: Eukaryota; Fungi; Basidiomycota; Agaricomycetes; Boletales; Suillaceae. The record is from RefSeq and is a predicted model, not a curated record. The transcript has 4 exons.
GAGUUUUACCGGAUGUGCGAUGAGUUUGGCUGGGAUAAGGAAGACAAAGAGAGAGAACAAGCUUCCCGUGAUUUCAAGGACGCCCUUGUUCAGCAGUUCAACGACAUAUACGGCACGGAUGUGAACGAUCUCACUUCAUGGCGCACUUUGUGUCAGAUCGUCCACGUUUCACCGAUUCCUGAUACUCUUGAAUCAUGCCGCGAGGCGGUCAAAGCCACUCAUGUCAAUAUUGUUGACUUGGUCGAUACAGAAACGACUGGGGAGCCGGUGACAGUAUUUGUUUCGGAGGUGGACCUGAGCAAGUAUACCAUAUCGAUGGGAAAGUUCUUUCCAAGAGACAAUGCAUAUGCUGGUGGUCUCUUAAGGUACCUGCUCCGCCGUAUCAUAAACCCCAGACAAGAACGCCGCUCCCAAACACAGACACAGACACCUCUAGACAAUUUUUUUGCAAAAUAUCCCGAAUUCAAAUACAACUCGUCUGUGUCAGCUUCAUUGGAGUUUUACCGGAUGUGCGACAAGUUUGGCUGGGAUAAGGAAAACGAAGACGAAGACGAAAACAAAAAGAGAAAAAAAGCUUCCCGUGGUUUCAAGAACGCCCUUGUUCAGCAGUUCAACGACAUAUACGGCACGGACGUGAAGAAUCUCGUUUCAUGGCGUACUUUGUGUCAGAUCGUCCACGUUUCACCAAUUCCUGAUACUCUCGAAUCAUGCCGCGAGGCGGUCAAAGCCACUCAUGUCAAUAUUGUUGACUUGGUCGAUACAGAAACGACUGGGGAGCCAGUGACGGUAUUUAGUUCGGAGGUGGACCUGAGCAAGUAUACCAAAUUGAUGGGAAAGUUCUUUCCAAGAGACAAUGCAUAUGCUGGUGGUCUCUUGAGGUACCUGCUCCGCCAUAUCUUAAACCCCAGACAAGAACGUGUGCUUGGGUCUAGCCGGAAGACGCAGAGCAGGCGUAGGUUUCACUAG